Molecule: messenger RNA, 980 nt
Organism: Pungitius pungitius (ninespine stickleback)
Lineage: Eukaryota; Metazoa; Chordata; Actinopteri; Perciformes; Gasterosteidae
Gene: ppp1r14d
Product: protein phosphatase 1 regulatory inhibitor subunit 14D
Exons: 4
Coding region: 249-611 (120 amino acids)
Biological process (GO): regulation of phosphorylation
Cellular component (GO): cytoplasm
Molecular function (GO): protein serine/threonine phosphatase inhibitor activity
Source: RefSeq, a predicted model, not a curated record
GUGUUGCGAGAGGAGGAGGAGGAGGAGGGAGGAGGAGGGAAGGGGAGCAGGACAGCAGUGAGCCUCAGAGGGAGAGAGCCAGCGCUGCAGAGCACAGACACACAGCGAGAGAACGGGAGCAAAACAGCGUGGGAACCGAGCGCGGCGUGCAUAGCAAGCGUGUGGGUCUGUAUCUGUCCGUGUGUGUGAGAGAGCUCUCAGUGGCCCCCCCCCCACCCCACCCCCUCCCUCGGAGGCCGUGGGCAGCCAUGGCGUCGGAGCCCGGCGCCCAGUCCAGGGUGAUGUUCCAGCCGGCGGACAAAGCGGAGGAGCCGGCGCACCGCAGGCUGGGCAAGCUGACGGUCAAGUACAACCGCAAGGACCUGCAGAGGAGGCUGGACAUCGAGGAGUGGAUCGACGGGCAGCUGCACCUGCUGUUCGACUGCGAGGAGGAGGAGAUCCCAGAGUUAGAGAUCGACAUAGAUGAGCUCCUGGAGCUGACAGACGAGGGACAGAGAGUCCGUCUGCAGGAGCUUUUGCACAAAUGCGGAAAGCCAAAAGAGGAUUUUAUCAACGGGCUGCUCUACAGGAUAAAAGGUCUACGCAAGAUGUCUGGUUCUUUGAAGAAGUAAUUACAGGUCAAACAAAGAAACGAGACAGUGGAGCCUCCGACCCGGGCCAUCUCCUCGCAUUGUACCAUGUGAGUGGGACUCUUCCCCCCCCCUCCUUCUCGGGUCAGCGUCCGUCUCCCAACACCCGAGCGGUCGGGCUUUUUUGAAAGGAAGCAUGAAACGAUUCCACUUUAAUCGCCCGGCUGCUCCGACGUGUUGUCUCCCAUUAACGCACACGUGGUAAAAGUUGACCCAUCACCCAGAGGGACUGUCUUUUUGUGUAAGACUGUACAUUUCCGGUUGCCUAUUUCAUGUACAUAAAUAUUUUUUUUUGUUCCGAUAACAGUCUCUUGAGUCAAAAAUAAUAAAAAUGGAACGUUUUCAAGAGAA